Pelobates cultripes (western spadefoot toad) is the source of this 14419-nucleotide messenger RNA. The record is from the annotation of a GenBank genome assembly. NCBI's taxonomy places the organism in Eukaryota, Metazoa, Chordata, Amphibia, Anura, Pelobatidae.
AUGUUACCUGAAAGCAGGUGAGUUACACGGAAUAGCUAGCUGGUGAUUAGAGGUGGUUGCUAUACACACUAUAUACACAGUAUAUCCAUCCAAGCAUAUUGAGGUAAAGAUACAAUGGAACCCAUAUUUACCAAUAUAGUCUGUUUUACAGCUCAAUGUUGCAGGUUUUAUUUUACCUUAAAGUUUAUAUGGUCAUCCCCAGGUGUGCGGAGACUGCCCCCUCCUCAAACUGGCAAUGCAGGUUUAACCCUUCCAUAUUAUCAUUCAUUUCUAUCCAGCUAGGGUGGUGGUUAAUUCUAAUUAAUGGGUUAAUUGAGUAAUAGUGAAGUGUGGGUUCCACUUUAUCACUGCUGUUUAAUGGGGGGUGUAUUGGGGUGCCAUGGAGAGCCCUAGAUUACGUUAAACUGAGAAUGACACCUAGACCCUUUAGACAAUGUAACCCAUACAUUGAGCUCUAAUUAUACGCUUAGCUGUAUUGCUUAUGGUGCGUUACCUUUAGCGGUAACCCAGAAUUGGCCAUGGAAUUGUAAAGGGUUACUUUAACCAUUUGGAGCAGGGGACCUUUCCCUAUUGGGCACUAUGUAUAUAAGAUCCUCCAAUCUGAUUGUAGUAAAACACGUAAUGUUAAUCGGGCGCGGGAUCGCGCUUCUUGCAGAAAUGUUUUUUUGGGGUCCUAAUCUAGAUGUUUUUCAUUGGACUAAUCCGUAGGUCCCUGGCUGUUUUGGAAUUCUUAUUCCUGUGAUGUUUUGCCAAUCUGAAAAGGAACACUCCUGGCACCAUAACCUCCACAGACUGCUGUAGUGGAUAUGGUGCAAUUAGUGAUCAGUUUGGCAAUUUACCUGGGGGCUACUGGAGGCCUGUUAACCAUUUACAAGCUGUUACGUUUGAAGUGUGCCAGGCAUCUUAUCUAAGCAUUGCCAUGGUUUAGAGGUGGCUUGUAAUGUAGCACGGUUACUUGAGAGAGGGGGUGCUUAUACCCAGUUAAAUCCCCAGAGUAGAACAGCGCAGUAACUAGCAGAGACAAACGUUUCUAGAGACGUACAACCUUAAUGAUGGAAAUUGCAGCUGUAUAAUGAUUUCUGUGCUCGCCAGGCAGAAAAUGUUACUGUAAUACUAAUGAAUGUGAUCAUUGCAAAUUAUAUCACUACAUUCCUUUAGCUGCCUCCACGUUGAAUCACACAGGCUACAAAUAUCAGCUUUUGGACUAGCUGCUAACAGCAAGCAGAGUGGGGCAAUGUCUGCCAGUCCCGGACCUGCUGUCUGAAGUCAUAGCUAAUAGCGGUACUUCUUGGCUCCAUUUUUGAUCUCAGUUGUCCAUGAUGUAAGAAGAAAGUCGUGUGUUAGAGUUGGUUUAUAUGGAACAUAUUGUGACAGUAAGGACCACCCGCUUUCAGUAGCACUAACUUUCCUCAAUAAGCAGUUACAUAGUUACAUAGCUGAAAAGAGACUUGCGUCCAUCAAGUUCAGCCUUCCUCACAUUUGUUUUUUGCUGUUGAUCCAAAAGAAGGCAAAAAAACCCAGUUUGAAGCACUUCCAAUUUUGCACAAGCUAGGAAAAAAAUUCCUUAUUGACCCCAGAAUGGCAGUCAGAUUUAUCCUUGGAUCAAGCAGCUAUUACCCUACAUUGAAAGAUUAUAUCCUUGAAUAUUCUGUUCUUGCAAGUAUGCAUCUAGUAGCCGUUUGAACAUCUGUAUGGACUCUGAUAAAACCACUUCUUCAGGCAGAGAAUUCCACAUCCUGAUUUGUUCUUACAGUAAAAAAACCUUUCCUUUGCCUUAGACGAAAUCUUCUUUCUUCCAGUCUAAACACAUGGCCUCGUGUCCUAUGUAAAGUCCGGUUUGUGAAUAGAUUUCCACACAAUGGUUUGUAUUGGCCCCGAAUAUAUUUGUAUAAUGUUAUCAUAUCCCCUCUCAGGCGACGUUUUUCUAAACCAAAUAGGUUUAAAUUUGUUAACCUUUCUUCAUAGCCGAUAUGUUCCAUUCCUUUUAUUAAUUUUGUAGCCCGCCUCUGCACUUUUUCUAGUGCCAUAAUUCUUCUUUAGAACAGGUGCCCAAAAAAAGUUAACUUUUAUUAAAACUGUAAAUUAUAUACAGUGUGCUAUUCCAUGGUGUAACUAGUGCACGUACAACACUGCUUCCAUUUUCAGGGUCUUUUAAGGCCUCCCAAAGUGACCUGCCUGCUUGGUGUGUGGCAAACCGGUGGGCAAAGUUUGGAUUCCAAUAUUGUUGAAUGGGUAAGGCAGUGGCUGAGUGACCGGCAACAGAGGGUUGUAGUUAAUGGAAUAUAUUCGAAGAUUGGGCUUGUCACCAGUGGGGUACCUCAGGGAUCUGUACUUGGACACAUUCUCUUUAAUAUUUUUAUUAGUGAUAUUGCAGAAGGUCUUGAUGGUAAGGUAUGUCUUUUUGCUGAUGAUACUAAGAUAUGUAACCGGGUUGAUGUUCCAGGAGGGAUAAGCCAAAUAGCAAAUGAUUUAGGUAAACUAGAAAAAUGGUCAGAAUUGUGGCAACUGACAUUUAAUGUGGAUAAGUGCAAGAUAAUGCAUCUUGGACGUAAAAACCCAAGGGCAGAGUGCAGAAUAUUUGAUAGAGUCCUAACCUCAACAAUUGAGGAAAGGGAUUUAGGGGUGAUUAUUUCUGAUGACUUAAAGGUAGGCAGACAAUGUAAUAGAGCAGCAGGAAAUGCUAGCAGAAUGCUUGGUUGUAUAGGGAAAGGUAUUAGCAGUAGAAAGAGGGAAGUGCUCAUACCAUUGUACAGAACACUGGUGAGACCUCACUUGGAGUAUUGUACACAGUACUGGAGACCGUAUCUCCAGAAGGAUAUUAAUACCUUAGAGAGGGUUCAGAGAAGGGCUACUAAACUGGUUCAUGGAUUGCGGGAUAAAACUUACCAGGAAAGGUUAAAGGAUCUUAACAUGUAUAGCUUGGAGGAAAGACGAGACAGGGGGGAUAUGAUAGAAACAUUUAAAUAUAUAAAGGGAAUCAACACAGUAAAGGAGGAGACUAUAUUUAAAAGAAGAAAAACUACCACAACAAGAGGACAUAGUCUUAAAUUAGAGGGACAAAGGUUUAAAAAUAAUAUCAGGAAGUAUUACUUUACUGAGAGGGCAGUGGAUGCAUGGAAUAGCCUUCCAGCUGAAGUGGUAGAGGUUAACACCGUAAAGGAGUUUAAGCAUGCGUGGGAUAGGCAUAAGGAUAUCCUAACUAUAAGAUAAGGCGAGGGACUAAUUAUCAUUUUAUUAUUCAUAUAGCGUCAUCACAUUCCGUAGCGCUGUACAAUGGGUGGACUAACAGACGUGUAACUUUAACCAGACAAUUGGACGUACAGGAACAGAGAGGUAGAGGGCCCUGCUCAAUGAGCUUACAUUCUAGAGGGAGUGGGGUAUAGUGACACAAAGGGUAAAAGUAGGGGCACGAAGUAGGUUGUUAGAAAAGUAUUCCUUGAGGGCUUGGUAGGUAAAUUUGACAGUUGCAGGAGAGGAGUCAUGGAGGGUGGGGGAUGAAAACCUGCUAACCGUUUAAUUGAUAUGCUUUCUUGAAGUGAGUUUUCAAUGAUUUCUUGAAUGAGUGGAGAGUGGGUGAAAGUCUAACGGAGAAGGGAAGGGAGUUCCACAGAAGAGGUGCAGUCCUGGAGAAAUCUUGGAGGUGGGCGUACGGACAGAGGAUAUACGUAGGUCUUUGGCAGAGCGUAGGGGCCUCGACGGGACAUACUUGUGUAUGAGGGAGGAUAGCUAUGUGGAGCAGCAUUAUGUAGGGACUUGUAAGCAAGCACCAGAAUUUUAAAUUGAGCCCUAUAUCUAACUGGAAGCCAUUGCACUGACUGACAGAGCGGGAUGGCGUGGGAGGUGCGAGUAGACAUGAAAAUUAGCCUCACCGCCGCAUUCAUUAUAGAUUGCAGCGGGGCAAUCUGGGAACACGUAAGACCACUGAGAAGGGGAUUGCAGUAGUAUUAAAAAAAAAUUGGGCAGACUAGAUGGGCCGAAUGGUUCUUCUCUGCCGUCACGUUCUAUGACAAGCUACCAGGGGAGAGACUUAUCUGCAACUCUCACUUGUGGAAACCUGUCUCUCUCUUCUGGUGUCUGUAUCUUGUGGCACGUCUACCAGGAGCCUGUGUCCCUUUCUAAAAUGGAGUCCCCACUUAAAACAGCUGCUGGGAAAUCUGAAACACUGACUCCGGAAGCCUUUUACCCAUUAGACAAAGUCAUUUCUUUUGAUCGUGUUGGAUUCAAUCAUCAUUAUGAAUUUUUCCGUAAUGAUUAUUUUUAGGAAAUACCCAGAAGUAAGAGCUGCAUUUUUUUGCUCUGUUUGAACAUGAUGAAAGAAUGUGCUGCUGUCUAUUGUACAGAUUUCCCUGUGUCUGCAAUACUCUACCACACUGUUUAGCCUGCAUAUUAACACAAAUAUUGUGACAAUAAGGGCAUGGCCUAGCGUGCAAUGUAAACCGAUGCACCGUGAGUGAGCUUCUGGAUCACAGAACCUGUAUCAAGCCUUUGGAAGAAUUUGCUCCAAAUUGAGAAUAAAAAGAAGUCUAUACUGUCUCAGGACCAGGUGGACCAGACGCCACACACAAAAAAAAAACUAGUGAAUUAAACAAGUAUUUCGGGGAAGGAUCGAAGCACGAACACUGGAUGCCAUCUUUGCAUGGCUCACCUCUGCGGAGCCCAGCCCUAUUGGUACAAUCUCUAGGUUCCAGAGAACCACAUAAUAAGGACAUUUUGCAAAACUUACCUUCUAAAGAUGAUCUGGCCUCAAAGUUGGCCCGGCUGGAGACAUUGUUUCAGGGCCAAAUUGCCUCUUUGGCGGGUGACAUUCGCUAAAUAAGGCACAGAGUGGGACAUCUGGAAGAAGUUAGACGCCCUAUCUAAUCUGCAUUGUCUCGACAAAAGACAAAAUACACUGAAAAACAUCUUUACGCAAAUGGUACUACAGAAUAUACAAUCUUGAAAAUAGGGGAAGGCAAAAGAAUUUGCGGAUACGAGAUUUACCUGUGCCACAUGGCACCUCUUAAAUGAGCACUAUAGGGUCAGGAACACAAACAUGUAUUCCUGACCUUAUAGUGUUAAAACCACUAUCUAGACCCCUAGGUCCCCUUUGCUUCCCUAAAGACAGUAAAAUCUUACUUGCAUUAGAGUCUGAAGCUGCUGCCUGUGAACUUCCUCUGACCUCAUCAGAAGUGAUGGCCUGAUCCAAUCACAAUGCUUCCCCAUAGGAUUGGUUGAGACUGACAGAGGCAGAUCAGGGGCAGAGCCAGCAUGGUUCAAACACAGCCCUGGCCCAUCAGCAUCUCCUCAUAGAGAUGAAUUGAAUCAAUGAAUCUCUAUGAGGAAAGUUCAGUGUCUGCAUGCAGAGGGAGGAGACACUGAAUGUUUGGGUGCAUUUUAGGCAGCCAUGACCCAGGAAGGAUCUCUAACAGCCAUCUGAGGAGUGGCCAGUGAAGUUAUCACUAGGCUGUAAUGUAAACACUGCAUUUUCUCUGAAGGGAAUGAUUCUACUCACCAGAAUAAAUUCAAUAAGCUGUAGUUGUUCUGGUGACUAUAGUGUCCCUUUAAGUUUUAUGAAAUCCUCCACCAUUGGCCAAAUCUCAUGGUCCAAUCACUCACUCCUAUUCCUCAAAAUAGCUAUCCCAGACAUUUUGUAAUAAUAAUAAAUAAUAAUGCCAAUGGAAGCCUUAAUCCAAAUAUAAUGCAAAACCAACUGGUGCGUGAAGCCACUGCUGAAAGCAUUAGGUGAUUAUUUCCAAGAAUAUCAAAAUCUGAUACACCUCCUGCCUAUACAAUGGGAGGCUCACAAAUGUGUCCUCCGGGAAAAACUAAAAUUAAAUGGGGGUGCAUCCAACGAGAAGGCUAAACUUGCGGAAGAUAUAAGAAUCACUCUCCGAUACGGACUACCAUGCACUAGUUUCACUGCGAACUGGUUGGAAAAUAUUGUUGAAUUAUAAAGCAAAAAAACCAAAACACUCUAAUGGGUUAAACAACAAUACUUUGCCCAUGGUAACAAAUGCAGAAAACCUUUAGCUAAGACUCUGAAACGAAAACAAUGUAUAUUCCCAGAAAAACAACCCAGUCCACACUACUGAAGAUAUUGCGGAGGCUUUCAGGGAGUACUACCACUCCCUAUAUGAUUUUAAAAGCCGGAUUGCCAAAUAAAAAAUGACUUAAAGGCAUUAACUAGUAAUCUAAUAAAUUCCCAAGACAAACCAUUCUCAGAGGAUGAACUUGAAAUGGCAAUUAAAAAUAAACCGUCCGAUAAAAGUCCGGGUCCAGAUGGAUUUUCAGCACUUUAUUAUAAAUCGUUUCAGAAAGAGUUGAGUCCCUUCUUUCUUAACCCCUUAAGGACCAAACUUCUGGAAUAAAAGGGAAUCAUGACAUGUCACACAUGUCAUGUGUCCUUAAGGGGUUAAAGCAUACCACUCCCUUUCCCCUACCUGCCGACUCCCGGAGCCCAGCCUGGAAGUCAUUAUAACUCUUAAUACUAAACCAUUGAAAGAUCCAGAUGCCUGUGGCAGUUACCUCCCCAUAUCUUUAAUCAAUGUCAGCGUGAAGCUUUUUACCAAAAUGUUGGGCUGCGGGCUCCGGCCGCUCUUGAAGGGCCUAGUCCACCCUGCCCAGAAAGGUUUUGUACCGUCAAGUCAAAGACAAUACCGCAAAAAUUAUAUAUUUUGUACAUUGGCCCAGAUCCUAAAGGGUAUCCUCUAUUUUAUUAUCUAUAGACGCUGAAAAGGCAUUCGGGAGAGAGGACUUGUUCUUCCUCAAGUCGAAACUGGAGAUGUUGGGUAUUGGUCCAAAGUGUAUGCAUUGGAUAUAAUCUAUUUGAAACCGACUGGAAAAUUUAAACUGGCCCUAUACUCACCAGAACAACUACAGCUUAAUGUAUAGUAUACAGCUUAAUGAAGUUGUUCUACUGAGUACAAUCAUUCCCUAAAAACACAGGUAGGGAUAAUCGCUAGAAGAACUGACAAAAUAUAGGCAGCACACUCUAGAUAUAGGGGAUACUCUCAAACCCUAAAAAAAUGAGCAAAAAAAACAGGUUAUGCCAAUGGAUGGAUAUAAAGAUAAAAUGAGUAAAUAAUGCAUAAAAUCCUUGGCUCCACUCGGGAGCUGACAUCAGCGGGGAAGGAGAGGUCACCAGUGCCAAAGGAGUACGGCGCUGGAUUAAGGUGGCUGAAGGUUUUUUUAUUUUUUAUUUUUUUUAAUAAUUUUAAAUUUUUGCAGUGCAUAGUCAUGUAAAAGUCGCAUGUGAGGUACCCUAACGGCAAUCCUCCAGCGUUUCAUAGUUCUGUAUAACAUUGAAGUAUAUGAGAAAACAUGCACAUUUUUUUUUGUUAGGUAAAGGUUAACACAUUGCAUACAAGUUUGGUCAGUUGUGUCAUUAGAGCCUCUUCAGCAUCAGAAAGACGUCUAUGUGGACAUGCUUGGUCAGUUAUGUCACUAGUAGGUUUGAUAUACAAAUAGGUUGGUCCGUUAGGUCAGCAAAGUGUCAACGUUAACAGUGAGGCUACAGUGCAAACAAGCUUAGCUAGUAGUAUGUUAGGUCAUGCUAUAGUAUAAGAUAACUGUAUAGGUUUACGGCAGAUUAUAAUAGUCGAUUAGGAGCAGGAGUCCACCGCAUUAAAUAUGGACUGUAAUGUCCUCUGUGCCAGCGGUAGCACUGCAGUGUGCCAUAAGGCCGCUCGGGUCUUCGCAUUUCCUCAUCCAAUCCCCAGUCUGUGGGGAGGUCGCUGGCCAUUCUGGAGCGGGCAGGCUUUAUGCAGCGUUCUGUUCUCUAUGGGAGUGUGAGGCUGUGCUGCAGCUGGGUGCCAUGUGGCGUCUCUAUGCCAGGAUCCGCCAUCUUGCGGAGCUGAGUAUGUCAAAGUCCCGUUUGCCUGGGCCCCUUCCCCGCUCCCCACCUCCAUUUGCCUUUUGCUGUAUGUUCCCGGCCUCCGUGGGGCGGUAGACUUGCGUUUUGUCUGUGUGCGCUGUUUCUUGCAGGGGGUGCUGUUUUUCCGUCCGCCUGCCUGACGGCGUUGGGUGUUUAUUGGGUCUGCUGGAGUGGAUCGGUGGCGUCGCUGGCUGAUCGAGCUCCAGCGUUCCCAGUUGCCGAGCUCCAGCGUGCCCAGUUGCCGUGCUCCACUUUUGCCCAAAAUCUGGUGAUCAGGCCGAGCUGUGAGAUAUUCUCGGGAGCGUUGGUGAGCCUCCUGGGACUGGGAUGACCACCGCCAGUCCAUGCGUUUAAGGGUAGUUUUAAGCUUGUUGGGCUCAGGAGCUUAUACAACAUGCGUCCGUUCUGCUAGCUAGUCAAGCCCCGGCUGAAGGGGUUUUAACCCAUUCAGCGCCGACUGAGAGGGACACUCAAAGAGCCUCUAGUGCCAGGGAAAAAAGGGUUUGUUUUCCUGGCACUAUAGAAUCUCUUUUAAACUAGCUCUCAGUAAAAUUGCUUGCAGUGGUACAAUCUCCAAUGAUGGAUAUAAAGCUCUGGAGGCCAGUGUCUCAGAGUACAGAUGGUUAUAUAAAAGAGAUAUACAAUAGUUAUCACUGUAAGUACAAAUUUAUAUAAAAAUAAAUGGAUGUAUUUUACUCAUUUGAUAGAGCAACAUAUAGCUCUGAUAUCUGCACAUGGCUGGUAUUAUCCCUACCAGGGAUAUGGUUUGGAGUAAUUGUCAAAAACAUUUAAGUUGGAUGUGCCAGAAACAAAUGAAAUGGUUAAAAACGAUUGCAUAAAAAGUGUAAUAAAUGGUCUAACACAAAUAAGUGAAAACCAAAUCUAUAUUUAAUGCUAAAAGAAAUAAAACAAAUACUACACAACGCAUUUCACCAAUAAAAGGAUUUUUCAAGUGUAAAACAAGUUAGCUCUUGAACUGAGAUAGGCAUUACUAUGUAAAAUAGGCAAAUACCCGUGCAUAUGGCAGCCCUGGGUUUUAUAUAUUAAGGACAAGGGGCAAGGGAUACCACAGAGGUUCCACUCCGGGACAAUCGUUUAAUGCAGCUGGUCUUUCUGGUCCAAGAGCCUGUGUAUAGCCACACUGAUUCUGGUUAAUGCUAACACGUUACUGUGUUGGGUUCCUUUUUACGAUCUAUUUUCCGUUGUCUCUUUAUAUACGUGUUCUAUUUUGUGAGCAUCCAUACCUUACAUCAAUGGAAUACUAGCAUGUAAAACCACUCGUAUGAAAGACUUGAUAAAUAAACUGGGCCCAACAACAUUAAAUCUUGACAUAUGUUUGUUCAUUAACCCCUUAGUGACCAGACCGCUUUUGGGACCAGAGCUGUUUUUAUAUUUCUGCGGUGUUUGUGUUCAGCUGUAAUUUUCCUCUUACUCAUUUACUGUACCCACACAUAUUAUAUACCGUGUUUCUCGCCAUUAAAUGGUCUUUCUAAAGAUACCAUUAUUUUCAUCAUAUCAUAUAUUUACUAUAGAAUGUUUUUAUAAAAUAUGAUAAUUUUGUUUAAAAAAAAAAAAAAAAAACACCUUUUCUAACUUUGACCCCUAAAUUCUGUCUACAACCGCAAAAAAACCCCAUGAUUAAUAGUUUCUAAAUUUUGUCCUCUGUUAUGUUACCAUGUUCUUAGCUUUUUUGGAACGUUAUAGGGCAAUAAGUACAAGUAGCACUUUGCUAUUUCCAAACCAUUUUUUUUUUUCCUUCAAAAUUAACGAAAGUUACAUUGUAACACUGAUAUCUGUCAGGAAUCCCUGAAUAACCUUUCACAUGUAUAUAUUUUUUUUAAAAGACAACCUAAGGUAUUAAACUUGGGAUAUUUUGACUCUUUUCAUGCAACCAUUUUACCACCAAUCUGACACUGCACGCUGGCCGUGAGAUUUACAAUGGGGAGCUGAAGGGAGCAGCUGGGAAGGUAAGUAAGCGCUUGCUGUGCCCCCCACUGCAUAGUCCAUGCCACCGGACCACCAGGGAAUGCCAUAGCCUCCCUUCCUGGCCAGGUAACAUGCAGGAAGGGGGGAAUAAAAAAAAUUAAAUUAAAAAUGCCCCCCCCAUUUUACACAAACUAUAUUCCUAAAGAAACACACACACACUACACAAUGACACUGCAUUCAUUAUAUACACUCUGCAUUCACUAUACACACACACACACUCUGCAUUCAUUAUAUACACCCUGCAUUCACUAUACAAACACUACACACACACACACUCUGCAUUCAUUAUAUACACACACACUCUGCAUUCAUUAUAUACACACACACUCUGCAUUCAUUAUAUACACACUACACACUCUGCAUUCAUUAUAUACACACACACUCUGCAUUCAUUAUAUACACACUACACACACUGCAUUCACUAUAUACACACACUCUGCAUUCAUUAUAUAUAUAUAUAUACACACACACACACACACACACACACACACACUACACAAACACACUGCAUUCACUUUACGCACACUACACACACACUGCAUUCACUAUACGCACUGCAUCCACUACACACACACACACACAAACACACACAGCUCCUCUGUCUAAACAUGCUGCAUCCACUACAUGUGGCAUGUAUAUUUUGUGCAUUUACCUUUAGAAAUAGUUUUUUUUUCAAAAUGGUAAAUGUACAGAAUAUCGGUAAGUUAUUGGCUAUCGGCCUGAAUGUUCACAGAUUAUCGUAUCUGCUCUAAAAAAAAUCAACAUCGGUCGAUCCCUAAUAACAAUACCCCCCAUGUAAACGUUUUAUGGUGUUUUGGAAAGUUACGGGCUUAAAUAUAGGGCUUGUCAGGCAGGUUCCUCAAAUUUAUAAAUAAUAAAAUCGUAUGUAUGGUAUGAUAUAAUGAAAGUUUAGUAAGAACAAAGUUUGUUGAGGUGUGUCGAAACCAACGUGAGGUUAGACCUGUAAAAAAAGGGCCCACCUAGAUAAUAUGAAAUAAUAAAGGGUGCGUUGGGAGGGGAACUUCCGAGAUCGUUGGCGACAGGUAAGGAGGGGCUCACUGGGUUUAAAUAGGACUAAUAGUCCCACAAUUACAGAGACACACACACACACACACCCUAUAUAUGAUUUCAUUAUAAGUGUAUUUAUCUCAAAGUACACUUAUAAUGAAACCAUAUAUAUAUUAUAUAUCUAUAAUGUAUUUAAACAUUAAUUAUUUUAUAAUAUAUUAUACAUAAAUAAUAUAUGUAUAAUGUAUUUAUUUUAUUUUUUGCAUUUACUUUUUAGCAGCCUGGGGGAUUGCCCGACAGCUCAAACAGUCCCCCUGCUGGCAGCUCCAUAGACUCCUAUUGCGGCGGUGAUCAUGGUGAUCACAUGGCUCUGGAGGGCCAGGGUGGCCGGAGCUGCUGCAGGGGGACUGCUGGGGUCGCCGGUCCAGGGCUCCUAUUUGCCUAGUACAUCAGCGGUCCUUAACGACCGAUUUUUGUCGGUCGUUAAGGGGAUAUAUGUGUUUAUUGCGUCAUUCUAAAUGUAUUUUGAUUUAAAUAUAUAUGUAUAUUAAUAUCAAAAUACAGUUAGAACAUAUUUAAACCAGUAUGUAAUUUCUUUAAAAUUAAAAUUCCAUUUAUUUUAAAUUAAAUGUAUUUAUUGAUUUUUAUUACAUACAUACAUACAUACAUACAUACAUACAUGCACUCACACUUAGAAGUUCCUCAAUAGCUGGGUGCCAAAGCCUGGACUCCAAAGAUACAAUGCCAAAAAAGUAGCUGCUCACCGGUCUUUAAAAUAUCAAUUGUUUAUUCAGUCAAAUUAAAAACAGCGACCAACGUUUCAGUCUCCGUUCGUGACUUUCCUCAGGGUCAGAUAACAGGUCCAGUUAUAUAAUUAACAUUAUUCUAAGUGUAUUUUAUUAUUAAUAUAUAUGUAAUUAUAUAGAUUAAUAUUAAAAUACACUUUUAAUAAUGAUUUAUGUAUGAUAUAUGAUCUAAGUAGUUUUAUUUUAUUUAAAAACAUUUUUGCAACUUUUACUAACUUUUUUAAACGUUUGUACAGGCAUUAGGAGGACUGCCUGAGAGCUCAGGCAGGCCCCCUGCUGGCACUGCACAAGCAGUCUAUUCCGGCCAUGUGAUCGCGAGGAUCCCGCAAUCACAUGGCACGGGAGGGCUGAAUCGGGCAGAGGGGGUCUGUCUGAGCUCCCAGGCAGACCCCAGGAUCUUGAUCGCCAGCGGGGGAUUGCCAGCGAUCAGGUAAGUGGGGACUUACUAUCGGAUGUACCAGGUACGUCCGAGGUAGUUAAUGGCCGGCUUUUGUCAAUCUUAUCUGGUACGUGGGAAGGGGUUCCAUUCAUAUUUAAACAUUUUGAAGAAAUCAUGUGUACAAUUGGGUUUGAGAGACACCAUCAAUAUGGUAAUCCAGGUCGCUACGGUGACUAGAAAUUUCACGCGCUGGCAAAUCCCAGGCACCACGGUGAAAUUUCUGGCUCCUGGGAUUUGCCACCUCUUUAGUUAAUGUGGCUGUCGAGGGAGCAGUACUGUUCCUGCAGCUCCCUCGUGCUGCUUAGUGAUGUCGGGAGCCGGAGUAUGAUGUCACUACGGCCCAGCAUCACUACAGAGCGCACGCAGGAAGCAGUGAGGAGCUGCAAGAAGAUUAGACCGCACUGGAUCACAGCGAAAGAUCCACUCAGCUCUCCCAAAGGUAUGAAGGCUGAGUGGGUUUCAAUGUAUACAAAAAUGUGAGCCUGCCAGUGAGCGAGUGCGUUCAGAUACCUUCCGCCUCCGAUGGCAUGAGAGUCUUUUUUACUCCCCCCUUUUCCCACCCUGUGCAAGUUUCGCCGGGGCUGGUCUCACCUCCAUGAGAUUAUCAGUCUUUAUGAUUUCAGCUAAGCUAAUGCUUUCCCUUAAAAAAGCAUUGGGAGGAUUUUGUGCAUGCGCAGCAAAUGUACCAAGCAAUGUGCAUUGAAUGAAUUAAUCUCUAUGAUGAACAUUCAGCGCCUCCAUCCAGGACUCUCUCGUGGCCGUCUGAGUGACUGUCACUAGAGGUGUUAAGAAGCAGCAAAAUAAACAUUGCCUUUUUGCUGAAACGCCUACAGGAACAUGCUAUAGACACCAGACACAUCAAGCUGUAGUGGUUCUGGUGGCUAUAGUGUCCCUUUUAGAAUUGAAUUUUCCUCGUUAAAUGAAACUUUUUUAGUUUAAAAAAAACAAAACUGGCUCCUAGAUUCCAAAUAAACUUCUCAAGCCCCGUUGUAACGUAAAUCUCUUUUCUUCGAAACUUACUAUGAUGUUGUGCUGCAAUUUUCAUUCAAAGGUCUGUAACAUGAUAUGUAUACUGCUCAAUAAAAAUUUAAUGGGGAAAAAAAUAAAUAAAAAUUGUGACAAUGAAUGUUCUGUUCUUCCCCCAGAAAAAGGCAACGAAGUUGUAAUGAAGCCACCCAGUUCCCCCAACCCAAGAGGAGUGCUCAAAACUCUGUGUUGCAGGAGUUGGAGACAGAUGUAAGUAUUUGGAUCGCAAGAUAUGUCUAAACAAAUUAGUCAUCAUUUAUAACAGGCAACAAAACGAAAAUCUUUUUUAAAAAAAAUAUUCAGUUUUGAAACAUUGUAUUAUAAUAACUUAAAAUAUUCUAUAAAAAAACCUUUGACAACAAAAAGAAAACCUCCAGACCCUCGGGGUGUUCAAGCCGCUGGUAGAUUUAAUGGUACAAAAAGAACCGCAACGUUUCAACCUGCUAAGACAGCUUGACAAAACCUUUUAGCAGCUAGAAACGUUGCUGUUCGUUUUGUACCAUUAAAUCUGCCUGCAGCUUGAACACCCUGAGGGCCUGGAGGUUUUCUUUUUGUUGCCUUAUCGUUGUGGGAUUGCUGGUCCUCUUCCAGUGCACUGGGAUUGAGUGUGGCUCCUGUCUGCAUCUUUGUAAUCAUUUAUAACAGGGCCUUGAUUAUACACUGACCAAACUUUACUAUGGUUACAUUUUAGUGAAUUGAACUGUGCCGGCACCUUCAGGCGUACUUGAAUCUUUACUCAAUGUGGGAUAUUAGAUGCCGGUAUGUGGCCAAUGCCGUGUUCAUUAUACCUAACCAUUUUCCUGACGAUAUUCUCAUUGUAUUAACGCUUGAGCGCGGCAAACUAAUUUAGCGCUGUGGCCACCUUAGUUAUGUCAGGUGCGCAUUCCUUUAUCAUGGGAUGAUGGAACUGGAUGUAUUUUAUUCCAUUCUGGUUUUCGAAGCUUGAGAAUUGAUGGGGGUCACAAUAGAAUGCUUCAAUGAAACGUUACUAUAACGGUAUAGUACAGGAAACAGCCCAGAGGUGAGCUAGCACCAGAUGUAGUGUAUUACUGAUAGAUUUUAACAUUAUUUUCUUUUACUUUCCAGUCUUCAGGCAGCGACAGCAGUAACGGCACCUUAAACACGAAUGACUAUACACAGACUGUGGCUGGAUUUGGCCCAGCUACGCCACAGCAAGUCUCCGCACCGGAGCAGUCUGCACUCAAUCAAGGACCUUACGUCCACAUCAAUCAAAUCCUGAAGGAGGCGCACUUCUCCAGCUUACAGCAGCGUUACAAUGCCUCCUUGGUCAGCCAUCUAUGA